UAAAAAGAUCCGUUUUCGUCUUUACACAUCAAGAUGGAAAUGACUAGGCUUGACGUCCCAGAUAUGCACGCAUGCGGAUUUCACGAAGCUCUUCGCUGUUCUCUACACAAUUUCCCCCUUCUUGGUUAAUCCGAACAUUCUUCUCCACUCGUGGUGUUGGAUCUAGCUCUCAACACAGUGCGUUUCAUUGCACAUUAUCCGACAAGGCAUACCAUCAAGCCUACCAGAAGCAUGGCUUCGCCAGAGGGCAACAGCAAUGGUGGCGGAGCUGCAACGGAGCAGAGAGUGAAGUAUCCCUCUUCAACAUCAAACUCUAAAGUCGAUAGAUUUCACGAGAUUGUUCACGCUGAUCUCACCGAUGGCUGGGAGAAGUGCUGGGAAGAGAAACUAACACCGUGGGAUUUGGGACAGCCUACUCCAGUUCUUGUUCAUCUCCACAGGGCAGGUGCCCUUCCUAAAGGCAGGGCUUUAGUCCCUGGUUGUGGCAGUGGUCAUGAUGUGGUGGCCAUUGCAUGCCCUGAUCGCUAUGUUGUUGGAUUAGAUGUAUCAGAAAGUGCAAUUACAACAGCUAUGGAGCUGUCUUUGUCGUCUCCAAAUGCAGACUGUUUUGCUUUCCUGAAGGCAGAUUUCUUUAAUUGGCAUCCUGUUGAGUUGUUUGACCUCGUUUUUGACUACACGUUCUUUUGUGCCAUUGAACCAGAUAUGAGAAGAGCUUGGGCCGGCAAAGUACUUGAAGUUCUAAAACCAGACGCGGAGCUCAUAACACUGAUAUUUCCGAUCAGUGAUCAUGAGGGAGGGCCACCCUAUAAAGUAUCUGUCGCUGAUUAUGAAGAAGUUCUCCAUCCACUGGGAUUCAAAGCAGUUUAUCUUUCAGACAACGAUCUUGCUAUUGCACCUCGCAAAGGAAGGGAGAAGCUGGCGAGGUGGAAAAGGUCUAUCAGCCAAUCAUCCCUAUGAGAUUUUUUUUGAAUAUUCUUCUAAACCUAUUAUAGUAUCUACUUAUGUUAAUGAUAACAUCCUCGAUUGGGAUGAUAUUCGAAUCUGCAAUCUUCUUUUUGGGAGAUCAGCACUGAUGUCAUCGGACCACAAGGAUGCUUUGGCCCAAUUAAUGAAGCUGGUAAGGGAAGAGGUUAAGGAGGGUUGCUUGUUGAAGGAUUGCCUGCAGGCUGGUGGCAGCGAUUUGAAAGGAUUAAUCCACAACAUCAAGAGAAUAGAGAAAUUCAGUCCCAUGCCGCUCUUUUUUAUUUGUGAAUCGAUGUUCUUUUGAUCCCAAGAAGAUUUACGUUAAUGCUCUGUUUUUAUUUUGCUCCCUCAUUGAUCGAUUGAUGAAGCGGCUCCUGUUCUGUGAUCAAUAAAAUGAUGUCGUUUUGGGAUCGGCACACCGUGCACCGCUCCUAGAUUAAUCAUCGACGUUCCUGGAAAUCCUUUUUCGAUCAAUACACUCUAAGAUUGCACUUGUUCAUCUACUUUAUCAGUCAAGGUUAAGGCCAAGAAGAUUACACUCUAUUUAUGUGGAUGAUUUAUCCAAUUAGUUUAACAUAAACGACUAGUUUGAUGUGAUUCAAGUUAAACAAGACUUAUUUCCUAUUAUACAUAUUUAUUCUCUA
This is a messenger RNA of Cuscuta europaea, 1607 nucleotides long. The record is from the annotation of a GenBank genome assembly. NCBI's taxonomy places the organism in Eukaryota, Viridiplantae, Streptophyta, Magnoliopsida, Solanales, Convolvulaceae.